Oryza sativa Japonica Group (Japanese rice) is the source of this 907-nucleotide messenger RNA. NCBI's taxonomy places the organism in Eukaryota, Viridiplantae, Streptophyta, Magnoliopsida, Poales, Poaceae. The record is from RefSeq and is a predicted model, not a curated record.
UGCAGUGCACCACCCAUCUCACUCGACUCGGCUUGACCCAACCCAACCUACCUCGCGAUCCCCCCCUCCUCCGCCGCCGUCUCGUCGAGAGAGAGAGAGAGAAGGACUAUCGAGAUGGCAACUGCAACUGCUCCGAGAUUGUGCUUUCCUAAACCCGGCGCGGCCAUUGCUCCGGCGACCAAGAGCCCUUCCUUCAUUGGUUACGCAAAGCAAACAUUGAACAUGUCAGGCCUAAGGAUCUCCAACAAGUUCAGGGUGUCCGCGACAGCGGUGCACAAGGUAAAGCUUAUAGGCCCGGACGGUGUCGAGCACGAGUUUGAAGCCCCUGAAGAUACCUACAUUCUCGAGGCCGCUGAAACUGCCGGGGUGGAGCUGCCAUUCUCAUGCCGUGCUGGAUCAUGCUCCACAUGUGCGGGUAAGAUGUCAUCGGGAGAAGUUGAUCAGUCGGAAGGAUCCUUCCUCGACGAGAACCAGAUGGGCGAGGGAUACGUUCUGACAUGCAUUUCGUACCCUAAGGCGGAUUGCGUCAUUCACACCCACAAGGAGGAAGAACUCUACUAGGUCGCUCUUUUUAUGCUUCUGUGGGCACAUUUGCUGAUUUCAAAGUGGACUCGCUGUUCAGUUAGUUUUCGCUAUCCAAAAAAUGGCCAUAUCUUUGUAUUAGUCUUUUGAUGGGACCGUGUCAUAUGAGUUGUGACAAUAAUUGUCGUAGUCCUGUUCAGCAUUUCAAAUUGCGUUUGUUCAAUUCACAGCAGGUCCAACUUCCAACGAUGACAUGUUAUCAGAAGUUGUGUGUAAUGGUAUUAUUGUGGAUCACUUCCAGUAGGAAAAAAUUGACUUGUCCUUUCUCCACAUGCUAUUUUGCAAGAUGAAUCAGAAGUUCAGACAUUGUAGAACUUUCUAUUUA